GGCCGAACUUGAAACGCGCGGCUUCGCGGCCUCCUCGCCACGCGGCGCGUCACCCACGUCCGUCUCCGCGCCAAAACGCUGACACACCUGCGUACCUGGACUCGCCGCGGUGCGCCCGCCGAUUCGAAAGUGACUGCUCGCGUAAUCGUUCAACCCUCUCUUCCUCUCGCUCGCUCUUUCUCUCUCUCACGCUCGCUCUCGCCCUCUCGCCGGUGUUGUGCUCGCAGCUGCGGACCAAUUCCGGUGUUUCCCUCCGGUGCAGCAUUUCAUCCGCGCGGAAAUUAUUUCUCGGCCGGAUGCGUAUCGCUCGUGUGCACCACCGGACGACAACCCAUCUAUCCGCGCUGCCGGGCGCUUUGUUCUAUGAACGCUAAUAAAUCGGAUCCGAUUGAAACUUCUUCGAACUGGAAAUACUGGUUUACGUUCCGCGAAGACAUUGGACAGUGUGCAAAUACAGUUCGCCCUGUGAAGCAAGCUGCGGUGCACGGAAUGGACUAACGAAAGGAAGAGUAAUACUAGCUCGGCGCGCGGGCCACGAUUUCGUCGAGCGAUAAAGGGAAGAUUCAUGGAUGAACGCACGAUGGAUACAUGAAUCGAAACCAUCAUGGCCGGAUUCGAAUUGAUCCUCCUGCUGCUGGCAUCAUCGCGCUACCUCGUGCAUCCGAUCGAUGGCGCUGUUCGCGAUGAGAAGCCGGCCGCCGAAGAGGCUCGGAGCCAGAAUAAUGUCCUUUCUUCGGUGGCUGCAUCUGCCAAGGAUGUCCUGGCUCAAACCGGCGGCAGCGCUAUGCUACCUUGCAGAUUCACUGGCCCCGGAAUAGUGACCUGGAUCAGAAGGAAGGACAGGCAGCUGCUGACAAUCGGCAGAACCACCCAUUCCAUCGACACGCGGUUCAUCGUCGUGCCCAACAGUCCGGACUGGACUUUAAUGAUAAAGAACGUGAAGCAAGAGGAUGCUGGGCUGUACGAGUGUCAGAUCCAAACUGAGCCAGUUCAGCAACGAUUCGUUCAGUUAAGAAUCACCGAGGCGUACUCGACGAUCCCAGGCGGGCCAAAUCUGCACGUGAAACAAGGAUCGAGCCUUCGGCUGGAAUGCCAGCUAAUGGCUUCCGCGGAAGCGCCCAGUUACAUUUUUUGGUUCCGACAGGGUCGCAUGAUCAAUUACGACAAUGAGCCGGGAGUCACGGUUGAGCCAACAAAAAACGGCUCCAUUCUGGCUGUUGACAAAGUAAAACUCUCCCACGGUGCCAAUUACACAUGCUUGCCGAGUAACGCCAGGCCUGCCUCCAUUAUGAUCCACGUGAUCGAAGAGGAGGAAAAACCAGCGGCGAUGCACGGCGGCGAUCGGCGGAACGCGACGCGCCGGGCGUCCAUCAACGUCAUGUUGAUUUUUCUGACUUUCCUCGGUGUACAGUGCACAAGCUGCCUCUGCCUGCAGCAUUCCCGCGUCACGUGACCAGCCCAACGUGUCACCAAUGUCGCCGAAUUAGCAUCCACCGGGAACUCGAACAUUUUCCGACGACGUACUCGUUCCGCCGAACGGACGCUUGCCCGUUCAUCACUCCCGUGGGCGCCCUUGAACGGCUAACGUCGAACACCGGAAACGGCGAGCUCCUCGAGUAUUAAAAGUUCGUUUCAAGCAGCGUUCAAUUCGCGCGUCUCGUUCGCAAAUCGCUCGAUCCGACUCGGCGAGUCCGACGCGAACAAUUCCUUGGAAGAAGUUAGUUAAUCAGACACUGGUGAUGUAUCAGCUUGAAAUAGCCGAGGAACGGUGUGCGGCUUCGAACGAAGGCGGAACGCGAUACGGGGGAUCCGUCGCGACCCGAAGUUUCGAAGAAGCUUGAAAUUGCGCCCCGUAUCGCGGAGCUACUUCAAAUUUCGCUAACGAAAGUCUGGCCACGGUGCCAUGCUCGACACUAUCAUUAAGCGAAGACUCCGGGAAGGAUGACAUUUCAGUUCGUUGAUACCGUGUAUGUACAGGUUAACGUCGCGAUAUAUAAUGCAUCUUCCGCGACGUGUUUAAUCCGGAAUUCGCGGUACCGCCAUUAUGCGCUCGGACUUGUUACGCGAAAAUUCAAUACGCCGUUCGUGAAACGCAUUCUCUAUGUAAUUUGAAUCUCAUCUACCUAAACUUCUCUCCGUUAUACAAUUCAAUUCGCUGUGUUCGGUACCACUGUUCCACGAUGUUGUAUUAUAACAUUAUAUAUGCUAUACGUGUCGACAGAAAUCUUAUUCGUUAUAAUUAUGAAUUAAUUUCAUAUGGUACAUCCUUUAUUCCGGGAAGAAGGGCGCUUAAUUAUUUCCUUGAGCAACGACGUCCGACCCAAAAGACCGUCAACGCCUCAAAGAAUAAUUACGUUUCCUCUAAUGACACGCGAGGUGUGACGCGAAAUUGAAUUCGCGAUGCGUUUUCAAUAACAAGCAGCCUUCCGGCGCGAAUGCGACGCGCCGGACGAUUGUGCCCAAUCAAAGGCGACUGCUUUCGGCGCUUUUAGCGCAAGGAACGUUUCAUUGAACCACGGUGUCGUAGAACGUCUUCGUUAAUUAAAAGGAAAACGCGUUUAGUCGACGUGAAUGCGAGGAUGCGCGACAAGUAUCACCGCGCAUUCAAACGAGUGCUCACGAUUUCCGGCGCGUUUCUUCGUUGAAUAGAAAGGUCUGCGCGUAUGCAUAAGGGACGUAGUAUGGGGCGACACGCGUCAUCGAAGAAUCAAAAGGCCGGCUCCGUUUUCGAAUCCGGAUGAAUUUAUUGCGUUGAAAAUGGAUUCCCUCUUCUGCCGCUGGUUUAAGCAGCCGCGAAACAAGCUCUAUAAACUUGAACGCGCGGAAAACGCGUCCCCAUUCAGGCUCGCGGGACCUUGCGUUCGAAUGAAUGGGUAGUCAUGCUGGGCUACAAUUGCCGCGCACACGGCCUAUUCACGUACGUGCACUUCCUCAUAUAAAUACCGUCGACCACCAUUGUCUUAAAUUUCUUUCAAACGCGCCGCAUCAGCCACCGCCCACGCGCUGCCACCGACGAUUUCACCUUUUGUCGCGAACGGACGAUUGUACUACCAACGGAACGCCUGUGUUCGCUUUAAUUAACAUUCUCGUGGCCCGUGCGGACAGUCGCAAUCGGAAACUCCGUGUCGGGCCGCUGCAGUUUGUCCGCCAUCUUGUCGGCCGCGUCUCCCCGCGAUAACUGCCGCUGUAACUCGUGACAGCCAUGUUUUCGGUGAAGCCGCGUGUAUGGCUGACAUAUGGCUAAUAGAAUUUGAGUAUUUUAUUAUGUACUCCCGAUUGUGAACGUUUUACUCGAUCAAUGUUUAAUUGCGAUCCUUCUCUAAUCACCACGAAUCUGAUCAUUUCGGUCAACUCGUUUUUGCGCGACAGAAGUUCGGUACGUUCUCGUCGCGAGUUAUAUUUUUCGGUACGUCGAUAUUGAUUAACGUCAAUAUUCGUGAAUCUGGUGUGAGAGGAUUGAUUUGUUGCUUCUAACGGAAAAUUGAGUGAUCGGAUUUUGAAAUUGUAAAAAGUUACGAGGAAUAGUAUAAAAGAGCGACCCGUGUUGCUUUAGAAUUAACUCAAAUUCUUGCGAUUUUUUUAUUGAAACGUUUGUAAACGAUAGUCAAUUACGUUGGAUUGAUUAUCAACUGUAAUCGUCGAUCGUCCCAUCAUGCACAUUGUUCCGGGAAACCUAAGAAGCGUUUUAUCGAUUUGAGAACACAAUCAAUGUUUCCAGGUAACAUUAAAAUGCUCACUCGAUGUAUUAAUGUGAUCAGUGUAUAUACAUGUAUGUUAAUUACAAAUAAGUAAAUGCAGUGUCUGGUGGUUCUUGUUCGAGAGCGCAGUUUCAGAUGUUUUCAGUCAGAAAAUAACUAAGCGUGCUAUUAAAUCUGUCUGCUUUCGCUAUAAGAAAAUUUCAAUGAAAUUAUGAUUAAAUCAUCUAGUGAAAAUAUCUGCAGCUGUAGUUUUCGAUUAGUGGCACGUGAAUAAAACGACCGACAGCCUCGGAUAUUUUCUAACGGAGGAAAACUGAAGUCAGACUCCCGAUCAAAAAUAACCAGACGAAACUGCAUACUGUACCGAGAACGUUACUUCCACGAGGCACAAAGAUUUUAUCAUAUCCUUUUACACAGAACGAAAUGCUGCACACUUUAGCCGGCGAGCGCACGCGUUUCAACCGCUUGGGCCGAUCACGUAAUUUUUUCUUAACGAGAACUUCGUGGAAGAAGCGACGGGUACCAUUGAACAUUUACCGAAUCGAUGUGCUCACUAUCUAUAGAGUCGUAGAAACUUCCUAGCCGCAGUUCAACAUUUCGAGAAUCGUAUCAAUUGACGUUCGUAGCAUUGUAUUGUUUUCCAUUGACCGUCUGAACGGCGUCGAACGAUUUACGAUUUCUUUGGCGUCAGCUUUCGAAGAAUAUGUGAAUUUUAAGAGUACAGUUUGAAACCUAGAUUAAUAAGUCACGUUUUCAUCUUCACGAUACUACGAU
Molecule: messenger RNA, 4472 nt
Organism: Nomia melanderi (Alkali bee)
Lineage: Eukaryota; Metazoa; Arthropoda; Insecta; Hymenoptera; Halictidae
Product: opioid-binding protein/cell adhesion molecule
Biological process (GO): synapse organization
Cellular component (GO): neuron projection membrane
Source: RefSeq, a predicted model, not a curated record